This is a messenger RNA of Symbiodinium sp. CCMP2592, 267 nucleotides long. Lineage: Eukaryota; Dinophyceae; Suessiales; Symbiodiniaceae. The record is from the annotation of a GenBank genome assembly.
AUGGAGGUGUUCCAAGGCUACGCCGGUUGGGGCCAGGAGGGUGACAAGAGCUGCGAGGUUUCCUGGGCCCAUCCGCAUCAGGGCCUGCAGGAGCAUGUUGAGCGAUACCGAAACAGCCCUGUCAUGCACCCACUCACGCCGGAGGAGUACAAACCAAUGGUCUUCGCCAACGGGCAGCGUGUCCCGUUCCCUGCGCCGACAAAGGCUAUUCGCGCACCCAAGCUGAAAACUGAACGGAAUGCCGGUGGCGCUGCAGCAGACGCAUAA